Messenger RNA from Rana temporaria (common frog), 2041 nucleotides. It is a transcript of the gene NIPAL2, whose product is annotated as NIPA like domain containing 2. Bases 422 to 1471 code for a protein of 349 amino acids. Gene Ontology annotation, biological process: magnesium ion transport. The transcript is spliced from 11 exons. The record is from RefSeq and is a predicted model, not a curated record. Gene Ontology annotation, cellular component: membrane. NCBI's taxonomy places the organism in Eukaryota, Metazoa, Chordata, Amphibia, Anura, Ranidae. Gene Ontology annotation, molecular function: magnesium ion transmembrane transporter activity.
GCAUAAUGUCUAAUUGGUUUCAAGGUGUUUGAUUUCCCAGGAGGCGUCUCUUGCAUAGUAAAGAAAACCGGUUUUGUCUCUUGAACGGCUCAGUCACAAUACCUGUGAACACCAGGCACUGUCACUGUAUGCCUUUGUCCAGGCUGACAAGUGUCAUCUAUGGGGCUGGCUGCAAUGAAUAAAGAAGGGGUGUGUACUGGAGAUUAGCACUCACACACCCAGCAGAGUAGGAAGUGAUUGUACACUGGGGAUUUCUCCUGCCAGCAAAGCUAGUGGCACUGUGUACCAGCUGUGAUCCCUCGCACCCAGCCAGGGUCUGGUGGCAGCCCUGCAGGAAACUGAUGACAACUUUCUAUGAACAGCCAAUCAGUCCGUCCCUUCGCCCCUCUCUGAUUAAGGGGAAGUGGACAUUGGGGGUCCAAUGGCUUCCCUACCUGACAACCUAACAUUGUCGGACAACAGUACGGGGAUAGCCAGCCUCUGGAAUGGCGCAAACGAGAAUGAAAUCCUUGGCAUCAUCUUAUCAAUUGUUGGAAGUUUCCUAAUAAGUAUAUCUCUUAAUGUGCAGAAAUACACACAUGUCCGAUUAGCCCGACAGGAGAACCCCAUCCCAUAUUACAGAAGCAAGCUGUGGUGGUGUGGAAUGUUACUAAUGGGCAUUGGUGAACUGGGCAACUUUGCUGCUUACGGCUUUGCCCCAGCAACCCUCAUCGCUCCCUUGGGAUGUGUCGCUGUUAUAGGAAGUGCGGCGAUCUCUGUUGUGUUCUUAAAGGAAUCGUUGAGGGCCUCUGAUGUAAUAGGUGGGGCCUUAGCAGUUACGGGAACAUAUCUUCUGGUGACAUUUUCACCGAAUGUAUCUCAGGAUAUAACAGCACUGAAAGUAGAGCGAUAUAUUAUGAGCUGGCAGUUCUUAAUUUACUUGAUCCUAGAAGUGAUUGUGUUCUGCAUCUUGCUCUACGUGUACAAGAGGAAAGGAGUGAAUCACAUUGUGGUUUUGCUACUUCUGGUAGCUUUGUUGGCCUCGGUGGCAGUGAUUUCAGUUAAAGCAGUUGCUGGCAUGUUAGCGAUGACCUUGAAGGGGGAAAUGCAGAUGACGUACGCCAUAUUCUACGUCAUGGCUGUCCUAAUGAUUGCUUCUUGUGUCUUCCAGGUCAAGUUCUUAAAUCAAGCAAUGCAGCUUUACAAUGCAACGGAGGUGGUGCCAAUUAACUUUGUGUUCUUCACAACCAGCGCGAUACUCGCAGGAAUAAUAUUUUAUCAGGAAUUCCGAGAUGCAGCAAUAUUGAAUAUAUUUAUGUUUGUUUUUGGGUGCUUUUUAUCUUUCUUUGGGGUUUUCCUAAUUGCAAGAAACCAAAAGAAGCAUUCUUUCCAAGAACCGUAUAUAAACUUUGGUGAGAUUCCCGGAAAGGAAACAGUGGAUAAAAUCCAACCAAAUUCAAACAGCAUUACAUAUGGGACUCUGCUUAAUUAGUUACUCACACAGCAGCUAAAGCAAAAGAGAUGAAAGUGAGAGAAACAGGGUCACAGAGAGGAAGCGUUUAUUUAUUGCCCAAGAUUUUCAACACUGUGUCAUGUCUGCGUCUCGGAUCAUUUUCUGCUCCUUUUUUUUCUGCUUUUUUUUUCCAUGAAGCUUAAGUUUUCUCUGGACCCUUUGAUGUCUUUACAGUUUCAAAUCUCCAAUGCUGUACAAUCUCAAGUGCUUGGUCUGGUCCUGGUUUGCUAAUGAUGAACUCAAAAGAGUUUUGCAGAUGACUUUCUGUCCUGUAAAAAAAUGGUUUAUUUCUGUAACAUCUUCUCAGGGAGAUGGAAGAUUUGGAGUUUUCAGAUGGCUCCACAUGCUAAAAAUACACAAUACACAAUACAAUGGAUGUAAUAAGCGUUUCAUACCUCAGGGCUGUAAGAACGGAUGGCGACGCUGAGUAAAUGUUCUGUUUGAAGAGAUUGCGUAGAUUUCAGUUUUCAGUUUUGGGAUCAUCGAGAGUUUAUCUAGUGUGCCUCCCAUUGUUCAUGUAUAAUUUGAUAAACCGUGCUUUAUAUAAUC